UGAAGGGGUUAUUUUCCUUCUCCUUUCAAGUGGAAUCAGACAUUGCUCCUACUGCCCUGUUGCUUAUUUACACUAUUUUACCAAAUGGAGAAAUUGUUGCAGAUACACAGAAACUCAAGAUAGAAAACUGUUUUGCCAAUAAGGUAAAUUUGAGCUUCUCCUCAGCCAAGAGCCUGCCAGCCUCAGGCACCAACCUGAAGGUCACAGCCACUCCUCAGUCCCUCUGUGCCCUUCGUGCAGUAGACGAGAGUAUGCUGCUAAUGAAACCUGAAGCUGAGCUCUCACCUCAGUCAGUGAUCUAUAAUUUGUUACCAGUAAAGUAAGACUUUAAUGUUCAACAUGGUAGCUUCAUGAAUAAAGACAUUGAAGGAUGCAUAAUUGCAGAAGACAUCACUCACAACGGAAUCCUUUACACACCAAAGCAGAUCCUGGAUGGUGAUGACGCUUACAGUAUCUUCCUAAAAAAAGAGGAAGUUGGGAACAGAUGGGCUCUAGGAAUCAGGUUACUGUGGGCAUCUGCAUGGGAAGAACUUAGAGAAGAAAGACCUGCACUUCACCAAGAGAGGAGAAACCACCAUCCAGCUGAGGGAGUGAAAGAGACAGUCCGGAAGUAUUUCCCUGAGCCCUGGAUCUGGGACCUGGUGCUACUCGAUUUAUCAGGUAGCAGUGAGUUGGCAAUCAAGGUCCCUGAUACAAUCACAAAGUGGAAGGCCAGCGCACUCUGCUUGUCUGGAACAACAGGACUUGGCCUCUCUCCCAUCAUCUCUCUUCAAGUCUUCCAGCCCUUCUUCCUAGAACUCACGCUCCCUUACUCUUUGGUGCGAGGAGAACCCUUUACACUCAAAGCCACUGUGUUCAACUAUUUGUCCCACUGCAUUCGGGAAAGGGUUGGCAUGGAGCUAGAGGACUCUCCUGCCUUCUUGGCUGUCCCAGUAGAAAAGAAUGAAGAAUCUCACUGUAUCAGUGGAAAUGGGCAGAAAACUGUGUCCUGGGCUGUGACCCUCAAGUCACUGGAGAAGGUGAAUUUCACAGUGACUGCAGAAGUCCUACAGUCUCAGGAAUUGUGUGGCGAUGAGGUACCUAAAGUCCCAAUGUUUGGACAAAAGGAUACUGUAAUCAGGCCCUUAUUGGUUGAGCCUGAAGGAAUAGAAAAGGAGGAAACUUUCAACACACUCCUCUGCGCACCAGGGUACCAACAACAGUUGAAUUAUAAACACAACGAUGGUUCAUACAGUACCUUUGGGGAUCGUGGUGGUACAAGUCAUGGAAACACUUGGCUCACUGCAUUUGUGCUUAAGGCCUUUUCUCAAGCCCGGUCACACAUCUUUGUGGAGGACUCACACAUCACGAAUUCCCUCACCUGGCUCUCACAGAAGCAAAAGGAAAAUGGCUGUUUCCAGCGCUCUGGAUCACUGCUAAACAAUGCUAUUAAGGGUGGAGUAGAUGAUGUGGUGACUCUCUCUGCCUACAUCACCAUUGCUCUGCUGGAGACACCACUGCCUGUCACUCACCCAGUGAUCCGCAAUGCUCUAUUCUGCUUGGAAAGGGCAUGGGCAUCCACUUCAGAAGCCCAAGGAAGUCUUGUCUAGACCAAGGCAUUAUUGGCCUAUGCCUUUGUCCUAGUAGGAAACCAGGUCAAGCGAAGUGAGCUGCUUCAAUCACUGGACAAAGAGGCUGUGAAAGAAGGGGACUCAAUCCACUGGCAAUGCCCUGGGAAACUUCAAGAAGCUGAGGCAUUCUCCUAUCAACCCCGGGCUCCUUCUGCUGAAGUGGAGAUGACAUCCUACGUGCUCCUUGCCCAUCUUACCGCCCAGCCUGCCCCAUCUUCAGAAGAUCUGUCUGUUGCUUCACGUAUUGUUAAAUGGAUCACCAAGCAGCAAAACCCCACUGGGGGCUUCUCCUCCACUCAGUCCCAGAUCUUUUCUCCUGUAAAUUACAUUGGAGAACGACCCAGCUCCAACAUGGUCAUUGUUGAUGUAAAGAUGGUAUCCGGCUUCAUACCUGUGAGACCAUCAGUGAAAAAGCUCCAAGAAAGGCCUCAGAUUCAAAGGACUGAAGUGAGCACCAACCGUGUCCUGAUUUACUUCGAGGAGCUAACCAAACAAGCCUUGAGUUUCUCCUUCUUGGUGGAACAAGACAUCCAAGUAGAUAAUUUAAAACCAGCUACAGUAAAAGCCUAUGAUUAUUAUGAGACAGAGUUCACCAUUGAAGAAUACAGUGCUCCAUGUAGUGCUGGUAAAGUAGAAACAGAAAUCUAA
Messenger RNA from Myotis davidii, 2258 nucleotides. RefSeq names its product alpha-1-macroglobulin-like. The record is from RefSeq and is a predicted model, not a curated record. Gene Ontology annotation, molecular function: endopeptidase inhibitor activity. Gene Ontology annotation, cellular component: extracellular region. Lineage: Eukaryota; Metazoa; Chordata; Mammalia; Chiroptera; Vespertilionidae.